Cuscuta europaea is the source of this 2770-nucleotide messenger RNA. The record is from the annotation of a GenBank genome assembly. Lineage: Eukaryota; Viridiplantae; Streptophyta; Magnoliopsida; Solanales; Convolvulaceae.
AAAAUAAAAGUGAAAAUUUCCAAAUAGUUUACCGCAAUCGUACCCAUAGGCCCGUAGCCUUCACGGGCCUAAAUGCUUAUGUUUCUCAAGCUCUUGAGCAACUGUUGAACAUCGGUCUACGCCUGGAACAAAUUUGCCACGGGAAAAUGGAUAUUGAUCAGGACGCUAAUUCCGGAGGACAAAGUGGAGGAGUACAAGACAAGGGCUGUUCAGCAAUCAUGGUGAUAUUGGUGGGUGCACCGGGCAGUGGGAAAUCUACGUUCUGCGAUCAGGUCAUUAGGGCAUCCUCUCGCCCUUGGGUUCGUAUCUGCCAGGUUCACCUACUGUGACAUUUUCUCUUGAUGGUUCAUCUUCAUCUAUGCUUGUAUCAAUGAACUAUUGUAUUUGAAAUGUUCUACGAAUUUCCUGACUGGGAAAUCCAUUAUUACUCACACCUGGCAUAUCUCAGCGCUGCUCACUUUUUCUUUGUAGGAUACAAUUGGGAAUGGAAAGGCUGGGACAAAGGCACAAUGCUUGAUGAGUGCAACUCGUGCAUUGGAGCAAGGCAGAAGUGUGUUCAUUGACAGGUGCAACUUGGAUAAAGAACAACGUUCAGACUUUAUGAAACUUGGUCGUGACUCAAUGGUGGUUGAAAAGCAUGCAGUGGUUCUUGAUCUUCCAUCAAAGAUAUGCAUAUCUCGGUCUGUGAAACGCAUUGGGCAUGAAGGAAAUUUGCAGGGUGGUAAAUCUGCUGCAGUUGUUAAUAAGAUGCUUCAAAAGAAAGAAUUGCCCAAUUUGAGUGAAGGAUUCACACGGAUUACAUUCUGUCAUGAUGAAAAAGAGGUUCAAGCUGCUAUUGAUAUGUACUCUGGACUUGAUCCCUCAGAUUCACUCCCAUCAGGCUGUUUUGGUCAGAGGAAUCCAAAUGCUAAGAUUCAACUUGGUAUAAUGAAGUUCCUUAAGAAAGUAGAUCCGGUGGGAGAUAAUAGUGCAUCCACGUCACCUCCUGCCUCCAAUGAUGCAAAGAGCAGUGAAGAACCAGCAACUGCUAGCACUACUUGCAUGGACAGUUCUUCUCAUGAUGUUCCAACCUUAGCAUUCCCUUCUAUUUCUACAGCAGAUUUCCAGUUUAAUCUUGAAAAGGCAUCUGACAUCAUAGUUGAGAAAGUAGAGGAAUUUGUGCCUAGACUUGGAAACGCUAGGCUUGUUUUAGUGGAUUUGUCAAACAAUUCAAAAAUACUUUCCCUAGUCAGGACAAAAGCCGCAAAGAAGAACAUUGACUCUAAUAAGUUCUUCACGUUUGUUGGUGAUAUCACUCAGCUACAUUCUGUUGGAGGGUUACGCUGCAAUGUAAUUGCUAAUGCUGCCAACUGGCGACUUAAACCAGGAGGAGGAGGGACAAAUGCGGCUAUAUUUAAUGCUGCGGGUGCUGCACUUGAAAGUGCAACGAAGGAAAGAAUUGGAUCCUUAUCACCCGGAAAAGCUGUUGUGGUUCCCCUUCCGCUGACAUCACCCCUCUUUACUAGGGAAGGCGUCACUCACGUCAUACAUGUUGUUGGACCAAAUAUGAAUCCCAAGAGACCAAAUUGUCUAAACAAUGACUAUGUCAAGGGAUGCAAGAUUCUUUCUGAAGCUUACUCAUCGCUUUUUGAUGGAUUUGCAUCAGUGGUACUCAGGGCCGAUGACAACUUCUCCAAGGAGAACUCAUUUAAACUGCAAGAUCAACGGGGCAGAGAAUAUCAGAAUAGUGAUCAGCAGAAGUUUGAGAGGGAAACUGACUUUGAAUCUGCUAGCAAAAAACAUAAAAGCGUUCAGAAAGUAGAUCCCAGCACUGGGUGUCCUCUUGACACAAAGAACUGCUUCCAGAAAAAAGAUGCAAGCAAAACUUGGGGAUCAUGGGCACAAGCUCUUUAUGACAUUGCCAUGCAUCCUGAAAAGCACAAGAAUGAUGUCUUAGAAACAACGAGUGAUGUUGUGGUUCUGAACGAUAUGUAUCCCAAGGCUCAAAAGCACGUAUUGGUGUUGGCACGAGUUGAAGGCCUUGAUCGACUGUCAGAUAUUUGUAAAGAGCAUGUCCCAUUGCUUAAUACAAUGCAUGCUGUUGGCCUGAAGUGGGCAGAAAUGCUUCUGGAUGAAAAUGAGUCAUUAAUAUUCCGUCUUGGAUACCAUUCGGUUCCCUCAAUGCGACAACUGCAUCUUCAUGUGAUUAGCCAAGACUUCAACUCGAAGUAUCUGAAGAAUAAAAAGCAUUGGAAUUCAUUCAACUCUCCGUUCUUCCGGGAUUCAGUUGAUGUGAUAGAGGAAGUCAGUGCAAAUGGAAAGGCUAUGUUGCAGGAUGAUAGUGAAAAAUUUCUUGCAAUGGAAUUAAGGUGCCAUAGAUGUCGUAGUGUCCAUCCCAACAUUCCACGGCUUAAGGCACAUGUUAGCUUAUGUCAUGCCCCAUUCCCUUCUUUCCUGCUUCAUAAUGGCCGUUUAGUUUCCAAACUGAGUAAGCUCCAAAAUGAUAGUAGCUGAUAGGCUCCUCCCUUGUUCAUAAUCCUUUUAUUUACUUUAGAUGUACUAGUAUGACACGCAUGUAUCGUAUUUGGUGCAUCCAUAUUUUGCGUAGAAGUUGUUGCGCAUAUAUUCUAGAAACUUAUGGAAUAUAUUCGCAAAACAAAUUGCGCAUAUACGAUACUAUAUGCUUUAGAAAUGCUUACUUCACAGUGUACAAUUCACAUCCUUUUAAAUUAAACAACAAUGAUGCGGUUAUCAUUUGGAAAGUGGAAAUACGCUCAUAUUCUUGUCAUAA